CAGCAUUCAACCUCUCCUGACGAGUCACUCAAGGUGUCAACCUGGGGUAACUACGGAGUAAGGUCAUCUUUCUUCCCGCUUCAUUCUUCUCGCCUGGACGCGGAACCUGUUGAGGGCGAUUAUCAUCUCACAGCAUCAACAGCAGCGCAGUAACUAUCAACCUGAGGCCCGACCAUUCCCUUAUCUGCCCUGUCUUUCGUAAGCCGCCGGCAUCAGGCUGCACCUACGUGAGGCUCCUUCCGGCAGCCCCAUCCGCGUCACCUCCACGUCUCGCAUCGUCUCGCCGGCAUUAGUAACAGUAUUCUGCUUCCGUCAACCUCUCUUCUUUGCGGACACGACAUAGCUUGGAUGCAUGCGCGCCGUCUAAAUACUCUUGUCAUCAAGUAUUAGGUAGUUAAAGUGCCACUUCCCUCAAUGUCGCAGCUCGCUGUCCUGUCUAUCAGUUGCUAACAUUCUGAAGCACAUCUUCUGGCUGACAGAUUCCAUUACUCUCCACGUUCGCUUCGCUAGCAAGACCUGCCGAUCCUAACACGAUUCCGAAUACAUGAUGGCCGGACCCCAAAGCCCAGCCAAGCAGGGGUUGGAAGAGUGGGAGGAGAUCGCCGACGACUACUCUGUCGUGUCACUCUCAUCCGAUGAUGAGGACGGUAGAGCCCCUCUCACAACGGCGACCACGGCCAACAAACCAUCUUCGACUGCUGGUGCGCUAAAGAAUGUCGCUGCCGGUCCUUUGACGACUGAAGACGCGAGCUCCUCUCGCCCGAUUUCCGCCAAGCAAGCCUCUAGUUCAACAGUAGCAACAAGCAGCGAUCGGCCACCAAGGCGAGAUCUCCUAGAUUUGCUUGGGAACUCCCUCCUACCCAAUGAGGCCAUUCAGCCAAUCUGGAAUUCAUAUCAGACUAAGCAGCAAACUCCAACGCCGCCACUGAAACCAAGCAACGGCAAGGAAAUCGAGGAGUUGAAUCGGGAUAUCGGCCGCCUAACAAUGGGCAACGAGGACGCCGACGAGGCUGAGUCAUCGAGUAAACCAGAAGGCACCUUGGGCGAAACCCUCGACUUGGACGACUCCUCGAUGAAUCCUACCAUCAUCAGCCAGAAGCUAGAGUCACUUGGCGAAUACCUACUUGACACAUUCAAUCGGACUAGCAAGGAGUUGACUGGCUUUGACAAGGCGCCGGCUAUCGCCAACAGCUGUCAAGCCCUCAUGGCAAACAUCAAUGAUCUUCGUCCCAUACUCGCAGAUUACGCAUCUCAGUGGGAUACGAAUGUUGAGAAGGAAAUUCCGCUCGAUCCCAGUGUCAUGCUCUGGAUGGAUUCUUUGCGUACUGUUCUUGCAAGGCUUCGGAGAAAAGCCAGAGCCUGGCCGCAGCAUCCGGCAGGCGAAGAGGCAAGGAUCCGUGCGAGCUUGAACAAGUAUGCCGCUGCACUGGACAAGCAGGACAAGCAGAUGCAAGAGUUUCUGCCCAUUAUACAAGCCGACUUCAACAGCUACCGGACACAGGACAUGCAGUUUCCGGUAGAAACCACGGAAGAUUCCGCCAACAGCCCGGGACGUUCAGGUCGUAUCCCGGCACGGCCCACAUCUCGUCUGUCUCAAAUUCGGGACGCUCUAUACGCACUCAAGGACCAAGUUCAAAAUACGAUUGAUGUCCUCGCCAUCAGCUAUCACUUUCUACCCCAGACUACCUCGGAGACUGCCGUAGCUGUUGUCCAGUGCCUGAGGUCUACUGUCAACGCCGCGUCCCUCGCCCUGACCAACAACGGCUCGGAAUGGCUUGAGAGUGACUCUGGUAGAGCUCAUAUUGGGUUGCUGUCCCAUGCCGAGUUCAGCAAUCUGGAUCCUGCGAUGCUCCGGGACUACGCAGCGCGACUCAAGCAAAUCUGCAACCUCGUAGCCGACCCCAAUAGUCACCAGCGUUGGACCGAGGAGAUGAUUAAGGACCAUUAUAUCUACAUGUUGGUUGAACAGGAGCAACUUGAUGCUCUUCAUAACAUCGCCUCUGCACUGGAGGAGAUGUUGCUCCCACAACACAUGAAGACCAAGACCGAGUUUGAUGAUUUUUUGAAGGAGAUGUAAUGUCAAUGCACCAGGAGAGAACAGAACCAAGUGGACUACAGGAUUAUGACACGGAACAGCGGGCUAGCAUUGGGAACUAUGAGCGCGGAUUCGAGCGGGAAUGUAACGAUCUUCAGGGUUGACUGGCGUCAUGGAAGACGGCUUUUGAUGAACAGCGAAACAAGG
Colletotrichum scovillei is the source of this 2242-nucleotide messenger RNA. RefSeq lists its product as uncharacterized. The transcript is spliced from 2 exons. The record is from RefSeq and is a predicted model, not a curated record. The coding region runs from base 545 to 2077 and encodes 510 amino acids. Lineage: Eukaryota; Fungi; Ascomycota; Sordariomycetes; Glomerellales; Glomerellaceae.